UUUGGACGUACGGACAUACAGACACUGUUCAUUUCGUUCGUCUAUUUUGAAUUCUCCAUCAUGGCUGUAAACGUCGUCAGUAACAGUACAGACGUUACUUGGAGUCGACAUGAUUUGUUAAAUUGGCUCAAUGAAACUCUGGAAUGUAAUGUGUCGAAAAUUGAAGACUUAUGUACUGGUGCUGCCUAUGUCCAAUUGAUUCAUAUGCUAUUUAGUCAUCACCCUACACAUGCAAGACUCGUUUCGUUGAAGAAAGUAAAGUUUCAGACACGAGUUGAGAAUGAAUAUGUUCAAAAUUGGAAGGUCUUCCAAACUGCAUUACGUGAUUUGAAGGUUGACAAGGUGGUCGAGGUAGCCAAGAUAAUAAAAGGAAAAUUUCAAGAUAAUUUUGAAUUUCUUCAAUGGUUCAAGAAGUUCUAUGACGCCAAUGUAGAUGAAGAAUGUACGAUUGAUAAUUACCAUGCGUUGGAGGAGCGAGGUGGUGUGCAACUUAUUGGCCCCAGUGGGCCAGCAAAGCAGAAAAACCUUGGACCGAAACGACCAGCAGCAGGCAAAGUACAGACAACUAGACCAAUUGCAAGAACUUCCCCAAAGGCUGCCCCUGCUGAGAAGAAGACUGUACCGUCACGAGCACCGGUCCAACAAGUGAGGAGAGGCUCACAACAAUCGGCAGGAGACAGUGCAAAAGUAGAUGAAUUACAGACAGAGUUAACAGAAUUGCAGUUGACAGUGAGUGGUUUAGAGAAAGAGCGUGAUUUUUACUUCGGGAAAUUACGAGACAUUGAAGUAUUAUGUCAAGACGAUGGUACGGAACUUACGCAAAAAGUUCUAGCAAUCCUUUAUGCAACGGAGGAUGGUAACAACCCUGACGAGGAGGGUUUUGCGCCGCCGGAGGAUGAAGUCGAGGGAUUAGACGGUGAACAAGACGAAUAUUGAUGACUGCCUCGUCUCGGAUGCCUCCGUCUUAAGGAUGCUCCUCACGAUACCUACAACGUUAGGAAGGCAGUGACGAAAGACAUAAGAUUCAACGCUUCAUCUAUUCAGGAAUUUUAUGAUCGACAUGGACAGAUACUUCUGGUCUCAAAUAUCAUAAACAUAUACAUCUGUAAUGCAUGUGCUGUUCAUAUAUCACUAAAAUCAAGAAUGAAUCAGACUAACCUUUAUUUAUUCUUGCUGAAAUACAUGUAAAUUUGGGGUGACACUUUUCUCAAAAUCACUUCUCAACAACUGUUAAACAAGUUUUCAAUUUUUUAUAUUACUUGAUAUUUCCAAAAAUGUUUUUUCGAAUGGUACACUUGUUGAGAAAUUGUGAAGAAGUGAUUAUAUUUAUACAUUACCUUUGGAUAUAUGUAUGGCAUGUUUGGACUGAUCAGAGGAUGUCAUGACACUAGCUAAAAAUUUAGCUGCAGGAGAACUUUGGGGCAAUUUGAUGUGGGCGUUUCGGCAGAUGUGUUGAGGCUCACUAGAUCCUCCCUCAAAGAAUGUGAUUGAUACUCCGUUCAUAUGGCCAGUCACACUCGGUCGCUUGAUGUAAAUUAAACAUGUUUGCUUAAAUAGCGCUGUGAACAGCAGAUUGGGAAUUGCUCGUGUUAUCUUUUUCUAUCGAAUGUGUAAAGCUUGAAUUUCAAAUCAAAUCAAACUUUUUAUUUCACAUUGUCACGUUUUUGCAUUCAAAACGUUGGUGUUGCUGACAAAAAAGUGGCAUGGUUGUAAUUUUGUAUUAUCGUAUCAAUAGUUCUGUCUUUAGAGUAAAAAAAACCCUGUUCGGGACAACAUUUGUGUUGAAAAAUCAAUAGAUCCAAGCACUUCUCUACAAUGUGUGCAUGUGCUGAUAUCCUGUGGACUACUGUAAAUAACUUAAUAGCUUUGCUUUAUCUAGAACAUGAAUUCAUGAAUUUGAAAGGAAAUCAUUAAACUUAUAUCCUUUCAGCGAAUCUUUGGUACCCACACUGUUUGGGAUCAUAUCCUCAAGGUGACACCCUGCAGUAAAAAAACACUUAAGGAAAUCUAGGUAUAUAGUGUUUUGUGAUUGAAAGUUGACAAAAUUUUGGCAGAUUUGUCCCUGCCUGUUGUAAGACUUAUUUUGAGACCUUUCUUAUGAUACUUGGUGAGAUCUGUAUUUUGUUUAGCUUCUGUUCAAAAUCAUUCACCAUCAUUCUUCACUUCGUCCAUUACUCAAUUAAGUAUGCCGUGGCUUGAACUUUUCACAAUAUUUUAGUAUUUUAUUAGUUCUAGUUUAAAGGCCUACUGCAUUCAUGGUCAACUGAGAAAAAUUGGUAGUUCUUCGGUUCUUGCUAUGAAAAUCCUGCCCGUCACAGCGACAACUGCACCUCCAAUGAUAAGCUGAGUCUGGCAAAUUUUCAACCGGUGAAAUGUGUAAACUUACCUUACAGGCCUAAUUUCUGGGCCACAAUGCCUAAAUGAUGAUGGUGAUGAGUAUGUUCCCUUGCCAAUCUGUGUGCGUGUACACCUUAUGUAUCAACUUAAAAUGUAUACUAUAUGUAUUACUAUAUACAUUAACUUACAUGUGUGAGGUGCCUCGCUAUACAUUGUAGUAUACAAAUGCACACAAAUUGACUGUGGACGCUGCCUGGUGUUUAGAGAAUAACACUAAAUGUUGUCGCACCACAGUUAAACACAAAGUAAAGGUCUGUGAACGGACGAUUUAGGCCGACAAGCCAUCACUUCAUCAUAAAAAAACUACAACUUUUUCCUGAUUUUCUUCAAAAAGUUCAUGUUACCUCCAUACAUAAUUGAGCAGAGACAGUGCUUAAUUUUAAUGCCCUUAGAACGUUUGCUAGAACUGAAAAGUAAUCCAGCGGUUAUGAAAACUUCAGUUUAAAAGCAUUGAUAGGCAACUGAAGAAAAAAUGGCGGUUCAAAAGGCCCCAGUCUCAGUCUGUAUAUAGUGUUUUCAUAUUUUCUUGGAUAAAUUUCAAUUAAUUUUUGUAUCAUUUAAUGUUAGGAAAUGGUUUGUUAAUGUGUAAACUGGCUGGAACAAUGUACAUUUGCUGAAUUGGUAUUUUGGAGAACAUGCUAAUGUUUCCCUUGGUUAUGUGAACUUUAAUUUGACAGAAAAGAAUACCGCUGCAGGCUUCCAACACUUUGAGACUUAAUUUUCCACAUUGUGUUUCAAAAUGACAACAGGGUCUUUGUAAUGUCUUGUGAUUUUGGAGAGAAAAAAAAUCAGCCACCACAUUGGGAAGCAUUUAGACUUUCUGUUCUAACCAUACUGCCUUGUAACUCGAGAUUAAUUGAGGUUUAAUGAAUCUAACAGCGAUUUUAGAAUCUAGUGAGUAGUUAUAAAUUUCACCACCAUAUGUCGCAGUCGAGUUUUAAUACCGGUACUGUGAACUGCCAAAUUUCGUGCCUCUUAAUUUUUGCGAAAGUUUUUGGACGAAAUAAAACUUUCACAAUUUUUAUUUUGGCACAUUACGGAAUUUCUUUCAGUUUUUCCAUUCAAAAUGGAAUUUCACAAUUUUUAUUAAUUUUUUUAUUUGCGCAACCCGCUAAAAUAAUAUACCCACAAAAAUUCAUCAGUUCACAAUACAAAUCAUCAGACAGGCGGAAACAAAAAAUACCUUCCUUGUAUCAUGUUGUCAUUUUCCUGGUGAUGGGUCUCCCAUUCAUUGACAAUCUUUAUGAGGUCUUUCUUAUUGAGAUUUUUCUGCCGAUUUUGGUCUGCUGUUAAAUCUACUGCAAAAUCGUGCUCACUGUUUCUUGGAUUUUUGCAGUUUCUCAUUUUAUCCAAGAGAAAUAGUUUAGACAAAUUCAGUUGUAAAAUAGCAUACAUUUUAAAUAGGUUUUGUAAAACUUUCAUUUCAGUCAAAAACGCUAUUUUUGCUGUUAGUUUGUUUCUGUGGCAUAAUUUCAAUGAUCCAGUUGUGAUAACUUGCAUUUCUGUUGUUUCUUUUUUUGUCAUAAUUAGAGCUCUUUCUCAAAUGUUUUUGAAAGAAGACUUUGUUCUGAUGAUCAAACCCUAUAUAGAUGUAGAACAAUUUGAAAUACACUCUGAAUAAUAUCAUUAUAUUUGGUCAAAAACUGUGAUGAUAAUUUAGUAGUUGGCAAUUUCAUGAUCUUCUACCUGUACGUAUAAUAAAGAUUUCAGUGUCCUUUAAAAUUUGCCAAUUUGAGGAUUUGUAAUAGUUGGCACUCUCCGUUGCUCAAUUUCUGUAAGUGUUUUGCUUGUGUACCAGUAGGUUUUUCUGCAAAUCAGAAGAAAAAAUAUUUUGUGGGAAACUCGAAAUUUAUUUUCCAUUCAGGGAUUCCCAAAGGCAGAAAGUGGGGUCAGAUCCGGUGGUUUGUCCAAUCAAAAGUUUCAAAUUCAACGUCCCUGAAAAAUUAGCCAAUCUGUGGGGCUCUAUUGUGCAGUGCUUUCAGAAAUGGGUGCAUGGAAAGUUAAUUUCUUGGUCUUAUAUGAGUAACCAUGAUGAACAAAUACUUUGUUUGCUGUCGAAAUUUAAUGCAUUAUAGUUUAAAAUUGCAAUUUAAGUUUGCAUUUGACAGCGCAUUCGUAAGUUGUGAACAUAAAAUGCUACGGAAAACAGUGUUUGUAUCUCUUGCCAUUCGAAGGAACCUAAUAAAGCUAGGCACAUGAUGUGGUGACAAAUUAAGGUAUUGGCACUUAGCUGUUCAGAAAUGUCAGUGUUCUCCACAGGGUUUUCUCAAGGUAGGGUGAAACCCUUGAUUUGCAUGACGUUUUACCAGUGUGCAACACAAGGUAUGGUGGCCAGCAAUUUGAGGUAGGGUGGCCCUAUAGGAACCCUCAACAAAGUUCUAGAGCAAGGUAGGGUGGUAAGCUGCCAAGGUAGGGUGGGCCACCCUGACAAAUAGCCUUGUGGAGAACACUGAAUGUGUGUCUAUCUCAAACCCAGAGCUUACACAUACGUUACCCUGAGCAGUAGAGGAAUUGACCGGUCCGUUUCAUUCAGUUUGCAUACUGCCAGUGAAUCUUGUCAUUUGCCUUGUAUUGUAAAAACUUGUUUUCCUUAAAAUGAUCUGCAGUUCCUAUUUGACUGUCUUUAGACCAAUACCUAAAGAUGCGUUCAAGGAUUGUCAUAAGUUAACUACACCUCUGAUGGGAAAUCAGUAAUAAUCCGGAUCUUCAUUGGGCCAAAAUUAUUUCACCUUUCUGUAUUUCACAUACCAGGUACAGUAGAGCCUCUCUGUUAAGGAUAUCCUUGGGACUAUUACACUGUAAACUAUUUCCGUCUUGAUCAGGAAGGUGUCCUGAAUACUGCGGUCUGAUUGAAUUGGAAUGACCAUUUUUGCCAAAAACCUCUGUCCCAUGUAAAGAGUGUGGCCUUCCAACAGAGAUGAUUCUACUUGACCUUCUACACCAGUGAAACCAGUGUAGCCAUUGAUACCAUAACUCAUUUAUAUGUGUAAACUGUCUUAUCAUCUACUCACAUUAGUUGUUAUAUUGGUGGAAUGUUUGGAACAUAAAAAUGGCAAACCUUUUUCUCAAAAUCAUUCAGAAAGUUUAGUCUUCCAUUGAUCAGUACAAUGUACAGAAUUUCUGUCAUCAAUUUUCUGUUCUUUGAUCUUGAAAGGUUCACUGCGAAGUGUUUCUCUCAUCGACCCCACCCAAAGACAAUGCAUCAAUCAUUUGGAUAUCUGUUUUAAUACAUUCAGAAUAGAUGAACAUUUCUAUUCAUGCACUCGUCUUUGCCAUCGACUGAAUUAUCUGAAAUAAACAAAGUCUUUCUUACAGUGGCUCUGCACCUAAACUGGUUGCCUGUGACAACACUCAAAAACUGCCGGUUCUUUUCGAUUUGUCCAAAAACACUAGAUGACAAUACAUUGAUUUAUACCAUCCAAUUAAUUCUGCAUAGAAUACACUGUAGUAUCAGUUUUACAAGGAAGGCCUCCCAACUUACCGUGUUGGUCUGCCCAAGACUACUAUGGGGAAAGGAGAUUGUUUUUCAAGAAUGUUGGGAAAAAUGGUAAAAACGGAUAAAUCUUGUUUUGCAAUGUAACUUUAUUUACUCCUUAAUGUAAAUAGUCACUUGUCCAUAAUAACAUUUGAUAAUUACUAUGUAGAAUCUCAUUGAGUUUUCAACGGUUUGCAAAAAUGUCUUGACCCGUUACCAUUGAAUGUUUUCAUUGUUGUCAUUCAGGCGUCAUGUCCCCGACUUGGGCCUUAGCCUGUUUUGAUAGUUCUUAAGAUGAAAAACAACUCCCUACAUUCAUUCAAAAUCUGAUUUGGAGACAAAUUCAAAGGUCUCAUGAUAAUCAGGCUUUACUUUCUGUCUCAUGGUAUCGGGUUUUUAAAAUGAAUGUGUUGGGAGCUCUGAUUGAUAUCCAACACGCCUUCAAGUUGUCAUUGCUGCAUUGUUAAAUUUCUUUAAGCCAGCUGUCUAAUCAUUCUUCAUACAAUGGCUUCAUCUUCUUCUUGAGCGAUUAUUUUCAGACUCAUCCUUGCAACAAUAAAACAAUAAUGUUCCCACCA
Messenger RNA from Lineus longissimus, 6450 nucleotides. RefSeq names its product microtubule-associated protein RP/EB family member 1-like. The coding region runs from base 61 to 936 and encodes 291 amino acids. Gene Ontology annotation, biological process: regulation of microtubule polymerization or depolymerization; protein localization to microtubule; spindle assembly. The transcript is spliced from 9 exons. Lineage: Eukaryota; Metazoa; Nemertea; Pilidiophora; Heteronemertea; Lineidae. The record is from RefSeq and is a predicted model, not a curated record. Gene Ontology annotation, molecular function: microtubule plus-end binding. Gene Ontology annotation, cellular component: spindle midzone; microtubule organizing center; microtubule plus-end.